Messenger RNA from Penicillium nucicola, 984 nucleotides. Its product is annotated as NAD(P)-dependent oxidoreductase. Gene Ontology annotation, molecular function: oxidoreductase activity, acting on the CH-OH group of donors, NAD or NADP as acceptor; NADP binding; NAD binding. The coding region runs from base 1 to 984 and encodes 327 amino acids. The record is from RefSeq and is a predicted model, not a curated record. Lineage: Eukaryota; Fungi; Ascomycota; Eurotiomycetes; Eurotiales; Aspergillaceae. The transcript has 6 exons.
AUGACAACUAACAACCCCCGAGUUGGGUGGAUAGGCCUGGGAAGCAUGGGUCUAGCAAUGGCCCAGAAUGUACACAAAUUUCUCAAAAGCGAAAAGAAGCCCGGCUUGAGAUUUUGGAAUCGGACUCUAAGUCGCGGCGAUGAACUUCUAGCACUUGGAGCUGUCGGCUGCCUGGGUAUUUCUGUGCUUGUCGAGCAUUGUGAUCUUAUCUUCAUAUCUACCAGCGACGAUGCGGCGCUAGUUUCCAUCAUCGACCAAAUUCUAGCUGUAGACAACAUUGCUGGUAAACUAUUUAUCGAUACAACUACUGUGCAUCCGAAGACUUCAAAGGCGACAAAUGAGAGGCUAACGCAACGGAAUGCUUCUUUCAUUGCUGCGCCGGUAUUUGGGGCCACUCCAGCUGCACAAGCGGGCCAAGUUCUGAUGGCAAUGGCCGGAACUAGCGAAGACAUUGAAAAAGUCUUACCAUUUGGAAAAGGCGUCAUCGCACGUGAAGUUAUGGUUGUAUCAGAUCUACCCGAGAACGCUACUGUGCUCAAAACACUGGGCAAUUUCAUCGUUGCAGGAACAAUGGAAAUAGUAGGCGAAGCACACGUCCUCGCCGAGAAGAGCAAUCUCGGUAGCGAGACAUUAGAAAAGCUACUCGAGUUGAAUUUUGGGGGCUUGGCACACUCUGAUUCAACGCGGAUGACGCAGGGAGUGUACAUGCCCGGAGAAGGUCAAUCGCCAUGGUCGAAUUUGAAUCUCGGUAUCAAAGAUGUACAGCAUGGGAUUAGUUGUGCCCGGGACGCUGGGACAAGGUUGAAGGUUGCUGAAGUGGCACUGGAGCAUAUGCUUCGGGCUAAGCAAUUCUCGGAUGCGAAUGGGGGUCGGCCUUUGGAUUCGUCAUCUGGAUAUGGUAUUAUUCGUCAGGACGCGGGUCUUGAUUUUGAGAACGAGUUUGUGAAGAGUCGGGAUGGGAAUGGGAGGAGGAACAGUUUCUAG